UUGUUAUUGAUGAAGAAUUUAUUUUUACAAUCAAAAGCUUUAUUUUCGCCUUUAUUUAACAUAUCUGCCAGGACAAUAUUUAAACCACCAACAAAUAUUCCAUAUUUGGGUAUUUACAGGACCAAUGGUGAAAUAUGUAGAAAGGAUGAUUUAUUAGUUUAUCAAAAAAGUAUGAAUUAUCAUCCAGGAGCCAACGUCCGAUGGCAUUCUUUUAAUGGUAGGCAUAUGUUAAAAGCUAAUUGUGAUGGAACUGUUUUAAUAACUCGUGAAGAUUGUAAUCCUGAUCCAAAUAUUAAAUUGAUGGAGGAUCUCUACGGCUAUAGAAAUUAUGAAAAUAUUUAUAAAUUGACUUUUAAUGUAAUUCCAAGAAAGAUGUCAAAUACGUUUUCACUUUUGGAUGAAGAAUGA
Messenger RNA from Meloidogyne enterolobii, 408 nucleotides. Lineage: Eukaryota; Metazoa; Nematoda; Chromadorea; Rhabditida; Meloidogynidae. The record is from the annotation of a GenBank genome assembly.